GCUAUUUUUUUGGCUGAUGACUAAUAAGGAAUUAAAGAGUUUAUGGUAUCACCCUUCAUAUAAAAGUGCAAGUGAUUAAAAGAUGAAACAGUGAAGAUCCUUCCAAUUAAUUAGAAAUAAAGUUAUACACCAAAACAGGAUAGGAUCAUAGAAUUAAACAUGGCUAUUGAAGUGAGAAAUGGUAAAUGGCAAGGUUCAGUUGGUGGCAUAGUUUGUGUACCUAUUGACAAGGUUUGGACCUUGGUCUCUCAAACUAAAAGACUACCCGAAUGGAUGCCAAUGGUAGAAAGAUGCAGUUCCUUGGCUGGAGAUGACGAUGAACCGGGCUAUGUUAGGCUAGUCUCGGGUUUCAUGUUUCCUCAACAAGAUGGAGAAAGGUCAUGGAUCAAGGAGAGGUUGGUUUCACUGGACUCAUCAUCACAUAGCUAUGUUUACAGAAUGGAAGCAAGCAAUGUAGGUCUAGAUGGAUCUGUAAACUCUCUAAAACUAGUUGACUAUGGGGAUGAAUCAACUCUUAUUCGCUGGUCAUUUGAGAUAAACCCUUUAGAAGAUGUAUCUGAGGACACCAUAGUGGAUUAUCUAGGAUUUCUCUACAAAUCUUGCAUCAAUAAGAUUGAGGGUGCAAUAGAAGCAGCAUCAAGAAAUGUUUCACCACCAUAGUGAACAUCAUUUUAUUCCAACCAUUAUAAGCUUCUUUUCAAUUCAUAUGUAUGCAGAUAUAGAUGGAGUCGUUCUUCAUGCUUUUCUUUUCCCUUAAGAUAUAAUUUGGAGUCAUAAUGUUAAUGAUGAAUAAUAAUUGCCUGGUAAUGGUAACAAUCUAA
Messenger RNA from Glycine soja, 821 nucleotides. RefSeq lists its product as uncharacterized. Lineage: Eukaryota; Viridiplantae; Streptophyta; Magnoliopsida; Fabales; Fabaceae. The record is from RefSeq and is a predicted model, not a curated record. The transcript has 2 exons. The coding region runs from base 160 to 660 and encodes 166 amino acids.